GUUUCUUCUUCUUCUUCUGUUCUCACUAACUCGAAGAUGCGUUUUCUUAAUCUAAUUCUGUUAGUCAUUACAGUUUCUUCCUGUUUUCUUAGUGAGGUAUGUAGCUCGUUGUUGAACACUUGUGAUAUAUCUCAAGGAAGUUGGGUUUAUGAUGAAUCAUAUCCUAUUUAUGAUUCUUCAAAAUGUCCGUUCGUUGGUGGAGGUUUCGAUUGUCAAGGUAAUGGCCGACCUGAUAAUUCUUAUCUCAAGUACAGAUGGAGCCCCAGUGGAUGCGAAAUACCCAGGUUUGAUGGGCAAGAUUUCUUAAAAAGAUACGAGGGGAAAACGAUCAUGUUCGUGGGGGAUUCACUGAGCCAUAAUCAAUGGAGGUCAUUCUCUUGUAUGCUUCAUGCUGCUGGGCCCAAUAUGAACUACACUGAAUCGGCCAAAAGAGGAGGAAUUUUCUACCUCAAUUUUACGGAUUACAAGGUUUCUCUAGUUUUUAUUCGUAACGUAUACCUCGUCGAUUUAGUUGUUGAAAACUCGGAACGAAUUCUCAAGAUUGAUACCAUAAGCAGCGGCGAUGCGUGGAAGAAUGCGGAUGUUGCCAUCUUUAACACUUGGCAUUGGUGGUUACACACCGGAAGAUUACAAAUGUGGGACAAAAUUCAGGAAGGAAACAUGACGUAUAAGGAUUUGGAUCGGGUGGUUGCUUUUGAAAAAGGAUUGACUACUUGGUCAAAGUGGGUUGACCAAAAUAUUAACCACCAAACUACUCAAGUCUAUUAUUUAGGAAUUUCUCCAGUUCAUUACAAUGGCACGGAAUGGGGUGCUCCAGGGAGGAGGACGACUUGUGCAGGCCAAACAGAACCAAUUGCUGGAUCAGUUUAUCCUGGAGGUCAAGUUUCUGGACAACCAGCAGUUCAAAGAGUUUUAAGUAAAAUGACUUCGCCGGUCUAUUUGUUAGACGUGACACUGUUAUCGCAAUUGAGAAAAGACGGUCAUCCUUCAAAGCAUACCAACAAAGAGCAUAAAGGGUUGGAUUGUAGCCAUUGGUGUAAUGCUGGUGUUCCUGAUACUUGGAAUCAUCUUCUUUAUGCAUCAACUGCUCUUCCAAAGCACUGCUAAAGAUAAAACAGUGGCCAUGAAGAUAAUCUAUCUUCUACUGUUGGUUAUUAGUAUCUGUUGGUUAUUCAUGUGAUUGUCAAUGAAAAUUGAACUUUCUUCAUUGUUUUUUUCAGACUGAAAAAUCUCUAAAACCCAACUCUCAUGAACAUUAAAGGUUGGAUCAUUAUAAACGCCUAAUGAGAUCGAGGUAGGGCGCCUGGGUCAUAAUAAGAUCCUCACAUGCAACCAACUUUCCUCAGAUCCAGCCUCCCAUAGUUUUUUUGGGUAUGCAUAUGCAUGCGUACGUCUUGUCAGCUUUGUGUAAUACAUUAAAGGUUGCCCUAAGCAGGCCAACGAAUGUGCAUGCCUAUCAUGACACCCCACUCUGGAUCUUUCCUUUGUGACAUUUGAAAUGGUCGGUCUACAUUUUCAUGGGAUUCCAUUAUUU
Messenger RNA from Papaver somniferum (opium poppy), 1534 nucleotides. RefSeq names its product protein trichome birefringence-like 43. Gene Ontology annotation, molecular function: O-acetyltransferase activity. The coding region runs from base 37 to 1107 and encodes 356 amino acids. The transcript is spliced from 5 exons. Gene Ontology annotation, cellular component: Golgi apparatus. The record is from RefSeq and is a predicted model, not a curated record. NCBI's taxonomy places the organism in Eukaryota, Viridiplantae, Streptophyta, Magnoliopsida, Ranunculales, Papaveraceae.